Molecule: messenger RNA, 642 nt
Organism: Rhopalosiphum maidis (corn leaf aphid)
Lineage: Eukaryota; Metazoa; Arthropoda; Insecta; Hemiptera; Aphididae
Exons: 1
Coding region: 1-642 (213 amino acids)
Source: RefSeq, a predicted model, not a curated record
AUGAACAACCUUCUAACUAUUAAAAAUGAACUUCACUCUUCCUUAAACAACAAACAAAACCUGGGAAUGAUCAGCUUUGAUAUAGUCAAAGCAUAUGACACGGCUUGGAGACCCAGGAUAUUAAAUAAACUCAACAAAAUUAUUGCCAAAGGAUACAUGCUAGAUUUCAUCUCGAAUUUCCUCAACCACCACACCUUUCAAGUAAAAUCCUCCAACAUGCUAUCAGACACCUUUCUCCUAGAAAGUGGGGUUCCACAAGGGUCCACUAUCUCUGUAACUCUUUUCCUGAUCGCUAUCAACGACAUAUCUGAAGGAAUAUCACGCCCAAAAAUACCUUUACUAUUCGCAGACGACUUCACUAUUCUUUGCCGCAGUACAAACGUUAAUUCUAUUCAAUCGAUACUUCAAGAUUCCACGGACAAACUCACGUCCUGGUCAAAAACUUCCGGCUUCCGAUUUUCCCCGGAAAAAAUCAACCUUAUAGUCUUCAGCCAUAAGAAAAAUAAGAAGAAAAUACACAUUAACUUCGGCAAUCAAGCCGUAGAAAACCAACCCAAUGUUAAAAUACUGAGCAUCACUUUUGAUCAUAAAGCUUCAUGGAUCCCUCAUAUUCUCAAUGUAAAGAACACUGUUACACUAUGA